Molecule: messenger RNA, 1056 nt
Organism: Acanthosepion pharaonis
Lineage: Eukaryota; Metazoa; Mollusca; Cephalopoda; Sepiida; Sepiidae
Source: the annotation of a GenBank genome assembly
AUGCUAGAGACUUGUUCGAACAGCCUGCGAGACAAAAAAAACAGAGUCUCAAGCAAAAGAAAUAAUGAAAAGACAGUUGUCUCUUCUGUAACAGUCACCCAAGACGAGUGUCGAGUGAACAUCUCCAGUUUUACUUUGUACACUGCCAUCAUGACAAUUCCUAACGAGGAAAAGGAUGGAUCUCUUCACUGUGGGAAGUGGCUACAAGUGGCAGUCUUUUCAUAUCCACUUCAUCCAGAUGUGGUGCACCAUCAGACUCGUAUUUAUUUCUUAAAUAAAACACCAUGUGCACUGCAGUGGGCUAUCCAGAAUGAGUCCAAAUUUGGAGGUUCUAUGUGUUGCCCAGAAAAGGUCUUUCUAUUUCAUGGUAGUCACUCGGAGAAUGGAAAAGAUAUGAUGAUCCGAGCAACAUAUAUGUCAGAAAACUGGGAACUAAUUGACGACGUAGACGAUUCGAACAAGAUUCCGUUUCUCUAUAUUUGGCACGGAAAAUGUCCCUAUGCAUCUAUAUGCUUCCGGCGCAAGUCUACAACAGAUCAGGACUGCUUACAAGAAUUGAUUCUUCAGUUUUUUAUCUACCAAGAAAAUAUGGAGGAUGCCGGCGAGAAGCUUACUUUACAGACACUCCCUGUAUUAAGACCUUGCAGAUUAUCUGAUGACACCUGUGAAGACAGGGUGUGCAUGAAACACGGGGUUUCACAAAUCAGUAUUAAUGUAUCGCUAAACAAAGGCAUUGAUCAAUUGGAUCUGUACAAGGUAGCCAGCCAACUGAAGUGCCGACGGAUUCCACAAGACCUUCGUUUGAAAUUGCGUCUUCUUCUUGAUCCUUCUUGUCCAUUUGGAAACAACUGGAAAUUCCUUGCUUCUGCAAUGGGACUUGAUUCAAGCAUUCGCUACUUGUCGACAUUUGAAUCACCCACAGAAGAACUUAUGGAUAUUUUAGAGCAGAACAUGAAUAGCCUGGACGAUCUACGUGUUUAUCUGCAGGACAUUGACCGUUUGGAUGCGAUGAAAGAAGUUGAGGACUUCAUUGAAAAAACUGCUGAAAACUGUUGA